GAAUCACUCGCUCUACUCCAAAUUAAACAAGCAGCAGGGCACGCUUGCUAUGCUGCCUCAUAUACAUACUUACUUACUACUAGCUUAUCUAUCUACCUGUCUCCCACCUAUCUAUCUGGCUAUAUAUCGGCGUCAGCCGUGAGCUCCUCCCACACACGACACGCUCACGCACAUCACCGUACCAGCCAUGGCAAAGCUUGCUCUCGGCCACCACCGCGAGGCCGCUGAUGCCGGCUGCGUCCGUGCGGUGCUCGCCGAGCUCAUCCUCACCUUCCUCUUCGUCUUCGCCGGCGUAGGAUCAGCCAUGGCGACCGCCAUGCGUGUGCGUGCAGGGAAGCUGGCCGGCGGCGCUGACUCCGUCGUGGGCCUGACGGCGGUGGCGCUUGCCCACACGCUGGUCGUGGCCGUCAUGGUGUCCGCGGGGCUCCACGUCUCCGGCGGCCACAUCAACCCGGCCGUCACGCUGGGCCUCGCCGUCACGGGCCGCGUCACGCUCUUCCGCUCCGCGCUCUACAUCGCCGCCCAGCUCAUGGGCUCCGCCCUCGCCUGCCUCCUCCUCGCCUUCCUCACCGGCGGCGCGCCCACGCCCGUGCACGCGCUGGCGGCGGGCGUCGGCGCGCUCCAGGGCGUGCUCAUGGAGGUGGUGCUCACCUUCUCCCUGCUCUUCGCCGUGUACGCCACCGUCGUCGAUCCGCGCCGCGCCGUCGGAGGCAUGGGCCCGCUGCUGGUGGGACUGGUCGUCGGCGCCAACGUGCUAGCCGGCGGGCCCUUCUCCGGCGCCUCCAUGAACCCCGCGCGCUCCUUCGGGCCGGCGCUCGCGGCCGGGGUCUGGGCCGACCACUGGGUCUACUGGGUCGGGCCGCUGAUUGGCGGGCCGCUCGCCGGGCUGGUCUACGACGGCCUGUUCAUGGCCCAGGGAGGCCACGAGCCGCUUCCAAGGGACGACAACGACUUCUAGCUGGCAUCACAUCAGCCAGCGAAAGGGCACGAACUCUCCGGUCAGCAGUGGGCGCAUGAUGCAAUCUGUCAUUAACCACGCCACUGAAGAAUUGGUGGCAUGCGACAAGACAAAAGGGGACCUGCAGGUUAAAUAACAAUUCAUACUCCACGCUAGCUAGCUGAGAGCAACUGAAAUCGUCAAGCAUUCAAAGAGAUUUUAUUAAUUUGAGCAUGUAUGCAUGGAAGUCCAUCAAGUGUAGAACAACAACAUCUCCAUCUCAGUGCUCUUGUAGAUUUUAUUAAUUUGAGCAUGUAUGCCGGAGGGAAGUCAUGAUGCCCCUCUUCCGACGGGGCAGCAGCACCUUUACCUCAUCUUUGAUGACUGGCCGUGGGGCUACACCAUCCGCAAGCUAAAGUUGCCGCAUCAGCCGAGCUUGCGUCCGCCUGAGGAGCAUAAGCGCUUGCCGCCUCCUUGCAUCUGCUUGGCGGCACCGCGUCGUCGUCCCUUUUUCUUCGCCGCCGUUGGCACUAAUAUCAUCUCGGCGCAUCCCAGGAAUGUCUUUUGUAAUUCCCCGUAUCGGGGGCAACGUACAGAGAAGAAGAAAUCGCAGGUACGCACCUACAACUACAAGAGGACUAGUAAGUGGCCCGUGCUAACGCUACGGCCAACUUGUAAGAACAGAAAUAAGCAUAGUGACAUCAACCAAAACUGAAUUGCAACAAUGAGCAAACUAAAGCAGAUGUCAAUGAUCUGCUUACA
Panicum virgatum (switchgrass) is the source of this 1699-nucleotide messenger RNA. RefSeq names its product aquaporin TIP4-4. Lineage: Eukaryota; Viridiplantae; Streptophyta; Magnoliopsida; Poales; Poaceae. Gene Ontology annotation, biological process: water transport; transmembrane transport. The coding region runs from base 188 to 958 and encodes 256 amino acids. The transcript has 3 exons. Gene Ontology annotation, molecular function: water channel activity. The record is from RefSeq and is a predicted model, not a curated record. Gene Ontology annotation, cellular component: membrane.